Molecule: messenger RNA, 3805 nt
Organism: Eublepharis macularius
Lineage: Eukaryota; Metazoa; Chordata; Lepidosauria; Squamata; Eublepharidae
Product: zinc finger protein 585A-like
Exons: 4
Coding region: 943-2346 (467 amino acids)
Biological process (GO): regulation of transcription by RNA polymerase II
Molecular function (GO): RNA polymerase II cis-regulatory region sequence-specific DNA binding; DNA-binding transcription factor activity, RNA polymerase II-specific
Source: RefSeq, a predicted model, not a curated record
CAGGAAGAGGAAGAGGAGGCGGUUGUGGGAGAGGAGGAGGAGGAGGAAGAAGAAGAUGAUGAAGAAGAAGAAGAUGAAGAAGAAGAGGAGGAAGAGGAAGCAGAGGUGGAAGAAGUAGAGGUGGAAGUAGAAGAAGAGGAAGGUCCUCCAGGUCCUCAACAAGAGAUAGUGCUGUCUGAGGAAGGAGACAGUUCGGUGCUUGUGGUAUGCACUGGUACCGUUGAGGAACUUUUGGCAUCUGCAUCCUCAGCUGAGCCAGAACAACUUGAAGCCCCAGAACCCCAGCGUUGGGAAGUGCAUUGGGAAGAGGUGACUGAGUCAUUACAGCCUCCACCUACUGAGGUGGUGCUGCCGCAACCAGAGGUAGAACCUGCGGUUCCUGAGGUAGAACCAAUAGAAGUAGAAUCUGAGGCCUUCUCUACCACACUGGAGUCAGUGGGGAACACCUCCCAGUGGAGGGAGACCUUUGUUGAAGGACGGCAGCGAGAAACCCACCUCACCCCUCCUAGCCUGGACAGAGGGAAUGGUGGGAAGACACGGUCAUCUGCAUCUGGAGGGGGUGGUUUUGUCCUGGAGACUGCUCGCCGACGAUUUCGGCAGUUCUGCUACAAGGAAACAGAGGGGCCACGAAAGGCUUGUGGACAGCUGUGGGAACUUUGCAACCAUUGGCUGAAGCCAAAGAACCGCACCAAGGAGCAGAUUCUGGACUUGCUGAUCCUGGAGCAGUUCCUGGCUGUUCUCCCUCCAGGGAUACGGAACCAGGUAUGGGACUGCAGCCCCGAGACUUGUGCACGAGCAGUGGCAUUGGCGGAGCAGUUUCUAGCAAAGCCACCAGAAGCGGAGCGACCAGAAGAGGAGGAAUCAGACCUGUUUGAGGAGGUGGUGGUGACUUUUCCCGAAGAAGACCAGGCCCUCUCAGAUGCCGAGCAGGGAGAGACCUGCAUGGAGGCAGAGCAAAGGGAUGAUGUGGACAUUUGUUUGCUGGGUUCUUCUGACACCGAGGCCACGUGGGAUUCUUCAGCAGAUGAAGGAGGCUCAGGUGCCAGGACCCCAAGCAGAGCAGAGCCCCAGUUUGAAUUUGGAGAACGGCUCAACGGAGCAAUGCAACACUUGGUCCCUAAAAGGAUCCGUGUGAGAGAGAAACGCCAUCCCUGUAUAGAAUGUGGGAAACGGUUCCGGUGCCAGUCAGAGCUCGCCCUACACCAAAAAGUUCACACAAGGCCAAAAUCCUAUCAUUGUACUGAGUGCGGGAAGCAGUUUGGCCGAUCUUCGCAUCUCACCAGGCACCAGAAAACCCAUAUGGUUGAGGAAUGCCACCUUUGUACUGAGUGUGGCAAGCGGUUCCGGUGGCCGACAGAGCUUGCUAUCCACCAGCUGAUCCACACGGGUGGGCAGCCACAUUAUGCCUUGGACCCCGAGACUUUGUUCCAGUGGCCAUCAGAACUCGCAGGCCACCAGAGUAUUUUCACUAGUGAGAAAACCCCUCCGGCUGUUGAGGUUGUAAAAACCCACACAGUCAAGAAGCCCCACCUCUGUCCAGAGUGUGGGAAAGGAUUCCGGUGGCCAUCAGAGCUUGCUGCGCACCAGAAAACCCAUAACAAAAACAAACACUACCUCUGUGCAGAGUGUGGAAAAGGAUUCCAGUGGCCAUCGGAGCUUGCCGCACACCAGAGAACCCACACAGGAGACAAUUUCCCUCUUGUUGCAGAUUGCAGGAAUAGCAAUGGUCAGCCACAGCAUCUCACUACAUACCUGGGAGCAAACGUAGCCGAGAAACGCCAUGUUUGCGGAGAGUGUGGCAAAGCAUUCCGAUGGCCAUCGGAGCUUGCCACACACCAGAGAAUUCACACAGGGGAAAAACGUUAUUUCUGCACAGAGUGUGGGAAAGGGUUCAUAUGGCCCUCAGAGCUCGCUGCUCACCAGAGAACCCAUACUGAAAAGCAAUCUUAUCAUUGCAUGGAAUGUGGGAAAAUAUUCCAUGACCUCUAUACACUUACAAGACAUCAGAAAACCCACUUGGGAAGCAAAGUGUAUCCCUGUGCUGAGUGUGGGAAAACGUUUAGCCGGCAAUCUCACCUGACUCGUCACCGGAUAACCCACACUGGGGAGAGACCGUAUCCAUGUAUUGAGUGUGGGAAAAGGUUUGGCCGUCAAUCUCACCUAACUCGGCACCUGAGAAUCCACACCGGAGAGAGACCGUAUCAGUGCGGAGAGUGUGGGGUACGGUUCAGGCGGAGACACAGCAUGAUGUACCACCAGAGAAUCCAUUUGAGGGAAUCCUCCAUUGGACCGGACCUGCCAAACCUUCCUGACCAUCUCCAGAGCCCCAUCCAUGUAACAAUUUGAAACUUGAAAACAGGAACACAGGGUGGGUGGGUGUUAAGUUGAUUGUCACAAAAUCCAACAGUGUUCCUCUUGUACUCCUUUGCCCUACAGAGCUGGCCUGAGAGUUUUUUGCCAUCCUAAGUGUCUGCACUGUGGAAUGCGAGUGACGUUCCCUGGAAUCUUUUGCAAUGUGGUGAAGGACACUGGAGACUCAAGUUCUUGGAUUGUGUGCCCAUUGUAUAGGAUCCUGGGAUGUGAACCCGCACACCUCUUGAUUUGUGUGCUGUUUCUUUAGCAACCACCCCUCAAAAGCUGCCCUGGUUAGCCCUGCUGACUUCCCCUGUGUAGUAUCUACAGGGAGAGAGAAGCACUUCAGAAUCUGUAGAGAGGGUCUCUUCCCCUCAGCAGCCAGAACACUCUUCCCUGGAACAUGUGAUGAAUUAUUGAGUGGGUGGGAAGCUGUACUUUUUUCCUCUCUCAAACUGAUUCCUGUUCUUCAGUUUAGUACUGUAUCACAGUUUGACUUGAGUCACUGGAUCCAUCUCCCAAGAGGUCUGUGGAAGGUGACUUUCCCAGCAUUCAGGCCUCUCAUUCUGUUGGGCUUGCAGGAUUGCUGGGUUCCAUGUGCCGCAGGGCAUUUUUGCUUUUAAAUCCUCAUACAGAAAGGAGAAUUGGGAUGAGAGCCACUUUUCCUGUCAGACACUGUGGGAGAAGUUGUCACUUUCCCAAUCCCCCCCCCACACACACAAAGCACGAGAACUUGGUUCUGAAUGAAAUUUGGCAAGCUGUUUCCUCAGUAGCAAAUUCCCCUUUUCUUUCCCUCCUACACAAGAAAUUCAAUUAAUAGACCUAAUUUAUAAAAGAGCAUGAAGCAGAAGUAUCAUCCUUUUUUGCCAGUGGUAUUUUCACCUUCCAGAGCACUUUCUUCCAUUUUGUCUUUCCCCAUUCCUUUCUUGGAAAACAAAGGGCAAGGAGGAUGGAUCUGCACAGGGUUUCCUUCAUUUUCGUUCUGGGUGUGGGCUAUUUAUAUCCAAGAGAAUAUGAGACCACCCUCAUGGAGUAGAAAUAUGAGCUGCAGUAGGAUGAGCAUAAAAUGUCAACUUCAGUGGUAGGAUGUUCUGAAAGGAUAAUUGAACAAGUAGAUAAUCGAUUGAUCUUGGGAUAUGAGUAGGAAAAAGGGCAAACUUGGACCAGCCAGCUCCAGAAUUUAAAAUGGGGGUAGAUGGUUCAACUCUGAACUGGAUUCAACUUUAUAAAUAACCCCCGAGUGUUGGGCAGCUGAGAGUACAGAAGCACUGAGUCAACCCUGUCCCCCCUCGCCAAUUCUGUGGCUUCUUGGGUUGAUUUCACUCCCUCUCUGCAGUGCUUCUCAGUUAUAGGGGGAGAAAAGGGUCAACAUUUUCUUGAAGGACAUUUAUCUUCUUUUUUCCUCCUCUUUGGAUUAACACUUGAGACAAUUGGGACCUCCUAAAAACAAGAA